AUGAGGAGGUUGGAUAGGAUAGAUGAAUUUUUGCUGACUCUGGUUCGACUCCGUUUAGGAGCUCCAGAAGAAGACCUUACUUACCGCUUUGAAGUUAGUCAGUCUCGAGUUUCAAAGAUUCUUACAAACUGGCUACCCUUCCUUGCUGCCCAAUUUAAAGGUCUCAUUUCAUGGCCAACAGUAGGGCCCUGUCAUGGUAUAUUCAGCAACUUUCCAAACACUGUUGCUGCAAUGGAUUGCACACAGGUGUUUACUGAGAGACCCUACAAUCUACAGUCUCAAAAGGCUAUGUACUCAGACUACAAGUCGCAUACUACCAUAAAGUAUCUUGGUGCAGUUGACAUAUUCACUGGUGCAUUCGUUUUCUUAUCAGGUGGCCAAAGUGGCAAUGCAUCUGAUAGAUACAUGGUAGAGACUAGUGGGAUUUUGGAUGUUCUCAUCCCUGGGCAAAGAGUCUUUGCUGACAGAGGAUUCAAGGUGUAUGACCUCUUCGCCAAGAAUAGGGCUUUCCUGACAAUACCUAGUUUUAUGAAAGGAAGAGCUCAACUUCCUGCAAAUGAGGCCUUGAUUAGCCGUCUGAUGGCUUCAGGUAGGAUACAUGUUGAAAGAGCAUUUGGUCGCCUACACGAAUUUAGAAUUUUGAAUAGAGUGCAGCCAAUUAAGCAGAGCAAAGGCUUGCUAGAUGACAUGGUUGUUAUAGCUGCUGCACUUUGUAACUUGCAGCCAAGGCUAAUCAAACACCAAGAGAUGUAA
Corticium candelabrum is the source of this 753-nucleotide messenger RNA. RefSeq lists its product as uncharacterized. The coding region runs from base 1 to 753 and encodes 250 amino acids. The transcript has a single exon. The record is from RefSeq and is a predicted model, not a curated record. Lineage: Eukaryota; Metazoa; Porifera; Homoscleromorpha; Homosclerophorida; Plakinidae.